AUGCGCCACGUUGUGGGCCAGCUCGGCCCGGCAGCUCUUGACCUUGACCAUCCCCACCCACCUCGCCACCCACGGCUCCGCAGCCCUCCGCGGCUCCUGCGCCCCGCAGCCCGCGCCCUACGUCCCCCGGCCGAGGUCGGAGCCGGCUUGGCGCCCUCUGUGUUUAAAAUGCGCUCCUCCUCGCCCGGAACCCAGGCUCGGCCCCAGCCGGCCGCGCUCGGAGACCCUACGCGCCGCGUGUCCGGCCAGGCGAGCCCUAGCCCCCAGGCCACCGCCCGGUUCCCGAGGGGUGUCCGCUGCCAAGGAGUUUCAAGACCAGUCGCGCCCAAGCCCGCAGCCUCGGAAGUCCUAGAGCUCGGCAUCCGUUACCGCGGCUCCGUAUCCCCAUUCUACAGGCCAGGACUCGGAGACUCGGUGGCGCAAUCGGAAUCCGAACCCGGCUCUCGGAUUCCUGGGCCCAGCAAGAGCAAGCGCCGCCCUGGCUCAGCCAGCCCCGCGGGGCGCACGCAGGUGGGUCUGGGCCGGCUCUGGCAGCUCUCGGGCGUGGACUCCUGGCUGGGCCGGACCGCCUGCCGCGGCGCACCGCGCAGCCUCUCUCGUCUAGCCAAUGAGGCGCGGCGGCGGGGCGCAGCGCCCGGGGUGUUGUCCGUGCCCCGCCCGCCCAUUGGCUACACUCCGCGCCCGCCGGCGGACUCGAGGGGCGGGGACGCGGCCCGAGGUGAGGGGCCACUAGCGGCCGGUGUGCGGGCGGGCAGGCAGCGAGCGAGUCGGCGGGGCCGAGCGCGGGACAAGGAGUCGCGCCCUGAGCCGCCGCCACCCCCUACCCCGGGGCGCCCAGGGCUCCGCGCCAGGAAGUGGCGGCCAGGCUGA
Molecule: messenger RNA, 870 nt
Organism: Orycteropus afer afer
Lineage: Eukaryota; Metazoa; Chordata; Mammalia; Tubulidentata; Orycteropodidae
Source: RefSeq, a predicted model, not a curated record